AUGGCCACCUCAAUCCCUAAGAUCAAGGUCAAGAAUCCCGUCGUUGAGCUGGACGGCGAUGAGAUGACUCGUAUUAUAUGGCAAGACAUCAAGGACAAGUUCAUUCACCCGUACCUUGACAUCGACCUGAAAUACUACGACCUGGGCCUGCCGUACCGAGACGAGACCAACGACCAGGUGACGAUUGAUGCUGCGGAAGCCAUUAAGAAGUACAGCGUCGGGGUCAAAUGUGCCACCAUCACACCAGACGAGGCGAGAGUGGAGGAGUUCAAGCUGAAGCAGAUGUGGUUGAGUCCGAACGGCACCCUCAGAAACGCGCUUGGCGGCACGGUGUUCCGAGAACCCAUUGUCAUUCCCAAGAUCCCACGUCUGGUGCCAGGCUGGAAGAAGCCGAUAGUCAUUGGCAGACAUGCAUUCGGCGACCAGUAUCGGGCGAAGGACAGAGUGAUUGACGGGCCUGGCACGCUGGAGAUGGUCUUCACGCCUAAGGGUGGCCAGCCGGAGAGAAUCAAGGUCUUUGAGUUCGAUGAGCAUCAUCAAGGUGGUGUCGCACAGACGCAAUACAACACCGCAGAAAGCAUCACUGGCUUCGCCCACGCAUCUUUCAAGCACGCAUUGAGUUUGAAGUAUCCCAUGUACAUGACCACCAAGAACACCAUCCUGAAGAAAUAUGACGGCAGGUUCAAGGAUAUCUUCCAGGAUAUCUAUGAGAAGGAGUACCGGAAAGACUUUGAGGCGGCGGGUAUCUGGUACGAGCAUCGACUCAUCGACGACAUGGUCGCGCAGAUGAUCAAAAGCGAAGGCGGCAUGGUGAUUGCGAUGAAGAACUACGACGGCGACGUUCAGUCCGACAUUGUAGCCCAGGGCUUUGGCUCACUUGGUCUCAUGACCUCCGUUCUCAUCACCCCAGACGGCAAGACCUUCGAAGCCGAAGCGGCUCACGGCACCGUCACGCGACAUUUCCGCGAGCACCAGAAAGGCAAUCCUACCUCCACGAAUCCCAUCGCAUCCAUCUUCGCCUGGACAAGAGGUCUUGCCAAGCGUGGCGAGCUCGAUGGCACGCCAGAGGUUGUGAAGUUUGCGGAGAGUCUUGAGGAGGCGUGUAUCCAUGUCGUAGACCAGCAGGGCAUUAUGACCAAGGAUCUUGCAAUCAGCUGUGGUAAGAAGGACGACUACGUGACUACGACGGAGUAUCUCGAUGCGGUGGAAAAGCGGAUGAAGGCAGUCCUGAGCGCGAAAUUAUAG
Messenger RNA from Baudoinia panamericana UAMH 10762, 1245 nucleotides. RefSeq lists its product as uncharacterized. The coding region runs from base 1 to 1245 and encodes 414 amino acids. Gene Ontology annotation, biological process: isocitrate metabolic process. Lineage: Eukaryota; Fungi; Ascomycota; Dothideomycetes; Mycosphaerellales; Teratosphaeriaceae. Gene Ontology annotation, molecular function: magnesium ion binding; isocitrate dehydrogenase (NADP+) activity; NAD binding. The transcript has 2 exons. Gene Ontology annotation, cellular component: mitochondrion. The record is from RefSeq and is a predicted model, not a curated record.